This is a messenger RNA of Trichechus manatus latirostris (Florida manatee), 1701 nucleotides long. RefSeq names its product tetratricopeptide repeat domain 34 (gene TTC34). The record is from RefSeq and is a predicted model, not a curated record. NCBI's taxonomy places the organism in Eukaryota, Metazoa, Chordata, Mammalia, Sirenia, Trichechidae. The transcript has 7 exons. Gene Ontology annotation, molecular function: protein binding. Bases 1 to 1701 code for a protein of 566 amino acids.
AUGCUGCAGCGAAGGCGGGAUUCCGCGCCCGCAGGCGUGCCUGGCCGCCGGAAGAAGGCCGCAGAGACGGACAGCCCCGGCGCGCAGGAAGGGGAUGCCCAGGGCGUGUACCAGCUGGCCACGCUGCUGAUGGAGCUGGACACAGAGGACGAGGCCUCGCGCCUCCUGGCAGCUGAUGCCCUGUACCGCCUGGGCCGCCUGGACGAUGCUCACAAGGCACUGCUGAUGGCCCUAUCCCGGAGGCCCCAAGCAACCCCUGUGCUGGCACGGCUGGCCCUGCUGCAGCUGCGGAGGGGCUUCUUCUACAAUGCCAACCAGCUGGUGAAGAAGGUUGUCGAGUCCGGGGACACAGCCUGCCUGCAGCCCACCCUGGAUGUCUUCCAUGAAGAGGACCGGCAGCUGCUUUGGGGCCACUGCCAUGCACGGGCAUUGGCCAUCCUGAGGGCACGGCCAGGCGGGGACGGUGGGGCCCAGGCCAGGGAGGCCAUCUCCUACCUCUCUCUGGCCAUCUUUGCCGCAGGGGGUCAGGCCAGCGAUUCCCUCCUAGCCCGUGCCCGCUGCUACGGCUUCCUGGGCCAGAAGAAGACGGCCAUGUUUGACUUCAACGCCGCACUCCGGGCCGAGCCGGGGAACGUGCAGGCACUGUGCGGGCGGGCGCUGGUGUACCUGGCCCUGGGCCAGCAGAAGGAGGCUGUGGACGACAUCAUCUCUGCUCUGAAGCUGGACCCAGGCACUGUGGUCCCUGAAAUCCGCUCGCUGAAGCCGGAAGCCCAGGUCUUCAUCACCCAGGGCCUCUACACCCACUGCCGGGCUCUCCUGAGCCAGCCACUGGACACCGGGGCCCUCCUCAGUGAUGAGGACACCCAGGGCCUCCUUGCCACGGCGGAGGCACUGGUCAAACUUGACGCCCAGCAGCCAGGCUGGCACAUCCUCCUCACAGAUGUUCUCAUGGCUGUGGGCAGCUACGAGGAGGCUGGUGCCCAUCUGCAAAAAACCCUGGGCUCUGCUCCACUGUCAGAGGAAGCCCAGGCCCGGCUCGGCCUGCUCCACAUCAAGAAGGGAGACGCGCCAGCCGCGAUGCAGGACCUGCAGGGCCUGGUAGAGAAGGACCCUGGGGAUCUCAGCUUCCUGCUGCAUCUUCUGGAGGCCUCAGAACGGCAGAGCCUUGCCCAGGCCGCCGCCCAGAAAGCCGGCACCCUCCUUGAUGCAGGGUUCCCGGAGCAGGCGCUGGGCUUCUGCUCACUGGCUGUCCUGGCAAGCGGAGACAGUGACCAGCACCUGCGCACACGGGCCGCCUGCCUGGCUGAGCUGCAGGAGUUUGGCCGUGCACUCAGGGACCUGGACUGUGUGCUCCAGAAGGGAGCAGGGGACAGCGACCCCUCGACACAGGCGGAGGACUUCUGCUCCCAGGGCCGUCUGCUGCUGAGCCUGGGGGACGAGGCUGGGGCUGCAGGGGCCUUCACCCGGGCCCUCGAGCUGGCGCCCACUCUGGCUCUGAGCAGCCUGAGGGAGCGGCCAGGCCGGGCCCCCACCGCCCAAGUGUUGCAGCACCAUGGGCAGCGCUGCCUGGAGGCCCAGCGCCAUGCAGAGGCCUGGACAGCAGCUGAGAGCGGCCUGCUCGUGGAUCCCGAGCACAGUGGCCUGAAGAGGCUGAAGGCAAGGAUCCGCAGGGAGGCGUCCUCAGGCUGCCGGCUCCACUGA